This is a messenger RNA of Nothobranchius furzeri (turquoise killifish), 7849 nucleotides long. RefSeq names its product interaptin-like. NCBI's taxonomy places the organism in Eukaryota, Metazoa, Chordata, Actinopteri, Cyprinodontiformes, Nothobranchiidae. The record is from RefSeq and is a predicted model, not a curated record.
CAUUAUGGAAAAUCUGUUUAAUUAAAAUGAAUAAAACUAAAUGCAGCAUUAAUUAAUGUGUGUGUGGUCCAUUUUGUAUAAAGAAAAAAGCAGCUUAGUUUCCUCCACUUCAUCACAAAAGAACAAAAGCAAUGGUUCAAACAUUUUAUGGCCAAAAUACUUUUAAAUAAUUGAGUUUUUCAGCUGACAACCAAAAACAAAGAAUAUGACUAAAAUAUUGUAUAUUUUUAAAAAUAAUAAUCAGUGUUAUUUUGUAAAUGUCCCAGUCUCUAAGUGACCCAGACCUGGAGGAUCUUCUACAACACAGCCAGGAAUCAGAUGUAUUAAAUAUGCACAAACAUCCAUACGAUAAAUGUUCUGUUGAUGGUACAAAGCAUCAGGCAUAAGGACCACAACACCACAACAUCAACAGGUCACCAGGGGGCAUGUUUAAUUGUAAUCAGAACUAUAACAACAAAGAAAAAAGAUUCAAUUCAAUUAAAAAAUACUUUAUUAAUCCCAGAGGGAAAUUGAUUGCUGUAGUAGCUCAGAAUAAUAAUAAUAAUCAAGUCAUCAAAGAGUUGUUGUACAUUACAACGGCUGUUGGCAGGAAGGAUCUCCAGUAGCGGUCAGUGUUGCAGCGAAACUGAAGAAGCCUCUGACUGAAGACACUCUUCCGUUGUCGGACAGUCUUGUGAAGAGAAUGCUCAGGGUUGUCCAUCAUUUUCUUGAUUCUCUGGAGAAUCCUCCUUUGCAUUAUCUCCUCCAGUGGUUCCGAAACAGCCGAAACUCUGGCUGAGUCCUUGAAAGGGCUUGGCUCUAUCAUCAAGCCAUACGACACCUCAACCACAACACCUAAACACACACAACACAGGACCCAGAAGCUACCCUGCAGCUUCACAAGUACUAUAUUUAAUCCGUACUGGUCACUUCACUUUAUUGUUAUUGUAAUUUAUAUCCAAAGUGCAACACUGUAAUCUAUAUCCUGCAUAAUUUAUAUCCUGCAAUACUGUAAUUUAUAUCUAAAGUGCAAUACUGUAAUUUUCUGCAGCUCAUUCCUGUGCAAUAUCCCAUCUGCCCUCCCGUCAUAUUUCUUUUCAGGAUUUUCUUUAUUGACACAUAUAUAUUUAGUCAUCUUUUCCCUUUUACCAUGUCUCUCUAAUAUUUUGCUCCUUACUAUAUUUUUUUGCUUUAUUUUAUUAUAUUUUAUUAUAUUUUCUCCUGUAUCAUGUUGCUGAGAGACCGCUGCUCGUCAUACACGUUUCAUUGCAAUGUUGACCCUGUGCUAACUUGCAUAUGACAAAUAAACUAAAACUGAACUGAAACUGAACUGGAGUUCCUCCAUCUUGUUGGCCAGUGAUCUCACAUUGCCCAUUAUGAUCGAUGGCAGAGAUGGUUUGAAUUUCCUCUUUCUCUGUCUCCGUUUUGCUCCCGCUCUGCAUCCACGCUUUUUACGUUUUAGCUCAUUUGGGAUUUGAGGCUUCAGUUGAGGUAUUAUUUCAGCCUUUCCAAUGUUAAUCAGCUGCUCUUGAUGUUAAACCAGCUUGUUGCCAUGGUUACGCAUCAUAACAAAUGUUCAAAAAGUGAAAAAAGCUAAAAAAAUAGCAGUAAAAAUCCUCCAAGCUUCACAGCACCAGAAACAGAAAAGUAAAGUGUCCAACAAAUACAGUUUUUCUUGAGAAACUAGAAGAAAAAAUGUCCAAGAAAAGGCAUAACUUACAUAUAUUCAACAGAGCUACUCCAACAUGCAGCCGCCCAGAGCAGCGCAGUUCCGGGGAAAAAAAAAAAAUAAUGAUAAUAAUAAUGGUCAGGGAAACGGAAUCUGGCAGCAUCAGCUUCCUUUGAUGAUGUCAUAAAGGGGACAGUCCUAUAUAAAGGGCAAACAUAAAGCAGGCACACAGACAGCUUCAUUUGCAGAUUGGUUUUAGACCUGAACAGACCUACAAUGGCUACUGGUGGACCACACGAGGGAAACAUGGAGGUAUUUUCAGACAUAUAUAAAGCUGAAUUAGACCAAAGGUAUGAGCUUUUACAAAGAGAAUUACGAGAUCUGGAAGUCAAAAAACUAGUUUUUGGUAACCAGGAACGCGACUUUGAACAAAGGGUGGAUGCGUUUGAGAAAAACAUAGCUCACAUCAGGGAAAGUCUCCAAGAGGAAAAACAGAAAUUGGAAACAAAAACGCAGGAUCUAGAGAAAAGAGAAUGCCACUUUGAGGAUCAACAAAAGAAACUAACGAAUCAUGUUGAUGAACUAACGACGAACUCUCAGAAAGGAAGAGAUAAUUUUGUUUCAACUCAGUUACUCGACGAACACAGAGUAAAGAUUGAGCUGGAAAACAGGGAACUGCAGAAACAAAGACAAGAAAUUCAAGAUGAGUGGAAUAAGAUUAAAGAAACUCAAAUUGCAAAUUGUGAGAUGGCCAAAAACUUGAAUAAGACACAAGAGAAAGUCGGAGAUUUAUGGAAAGCUUUACAGGUAAGCAAAGAGAGAUCAACAGAAGAAAUUAAUAACUUGAAAAGAGAUCUGGAAAGACAGAAAUUAGAGUUUAUCGAAUCUAAGGAACAAACAGAAAGGGAGUUAACUGCAGAAAAGCAGGCUCUCCGCGAUGAGAAGGAGCGUUUAAACGCUGGUAAAAUUACUCUACAGAACCAGAUCGUUGAGUUUCAGACUGAAUCAGAGCAGAUCCGACAGAUUCUGCUCAAAGACAAACUAGAUGUUCAACUUCUGAGAGAAAAUCUGCAGGAGGACAAAUUGGAGGUAAUGAAAACAGCAGAAGGGUUCCUGAAAGAUUUCAACGAAAGUUUACAGGAUUUGAAGGAGAAUCUGGAAAUUCUGAGUCUUGAGAAGAGAAGUCUGGAGGAAGAGAAACAACGUUUCCUGAUGACCAAGUCAGAAUCAGAGAAGGAACAAGGGAGGAUUUACAAAAUCCUCGAGGAAGAAUUAGACAAUUUGCAUUUGGGAAAACAAAGUCUGGAAACACAAGUGAUGGACUUUAGGGAAGAAAUUGCUGCAGCAGGUAAGAUCUUAAAAGAGAAGGAAACUGCUCUAGAAGAAGGGCUGGAGGGUCUGAGACUCCAGAGAGAAACUCUGGAGGAAGAAAAGACAAAUUUCCAGUUAACAAAGUUCAGAUCGGAAGAGGAGAAUAAGGAAAUACAGGCUUACCUCCAACAAGAGCUGAAAAAAUUACGAGUUGGGCAACAGAGUCUAGACAAACAGAUGAUGGAGUCUGAACAGAGAGAUGUAAAUUCAGAGCAGAUCAUUCAAGACAUUCAACGGGUUCUUCAGGAAGAGAGAGACUGUUUAGUAACGCUCCGACAAAACGUGGAGGAAGAGAAACAACGUUUCCUGAUAACUAAGUCAGAAUCAGAGAAGGAACAAGGGAGGAUUUACAAAAUCCUCGAGGAAGAAUUAGACAAUUUGCAUUUGGGAAAACAAAGUCUGGAAACACAAGUGACGGACUUUAGGGAAGAAAUUGCUGCAGCAGGUAAGAUCUUAAAAGAGAAGGAAACUGCUCUAGAAGAAGGGCUGGAGGGUCUGAGACUUCAGAGAGAAACUCUGGAGGAAGAAAAGACAAAUUUCCAGUUAACAAAGUUCAGAUCGGAAGAGGAGAAUAAGGAAAUACAGGCAAAAGAGCUGGAAAUAUUCCAAAUUAGGCAACAAACUCUCAUCAAACAGAUGACGGACUCUGAAGAGAGAAACAUAAACUCAGAGCAGGUCAUUCAAGACAUUCAACGGGUUCUUCAGGAAGAGAGAGACUGUUUAGUAACGCUCCGACAAAACCUGGAGGAAGAGAAACAACGUUUCCUGAUAACUAAGUCAGAAUCAGAGAAGGAACAAGGGAGGAUUCACAAAUUCCUCCAGGAAGAAUUAGAAAAUUUGUGUUUGGGAAAACAAAGUCUGGAAACACAAGUGACGGACUUUAGGGAAGAAAUUGCUGCAGCAGGUAAGAUCUUAAAAGAGAAGGAAACUGCUCUAGAAGAAGGGCUGGAGGGUCUGAGACUUCAGAGAGAAACUCUGGAGGAAGAAAAGACAAAUUUCCAGUUAACAAAGUUCAGAUCGGAAGAGGGGAAUAAGGAAAUACAAGCAAAAGAGCUGGAAAUAUUCCAAAUCAGGCAACAAACUCUCAUCAAACAGAUGACAGACUCUGAAGAGAGAAACAUAAACUCAGAGCAGGUCAUUCAAGACAUUCAACGGGUUCUUCAGGAAGAGAGAGACUGUUUAGUAACGCUCCCACAAAACCUGGAGCAAGAUAUACUAGAGUUUAUGGAAAAAAGGGAAGCAGAAACUCACCUUUUAAAGGAGAAACAACAAGCUCUGGAAGAAGGGGUUGAACUUUCGACUCAAGAUGUAAUUAAUUCUUUAGAAGCGAGAAUGGACGAAAUUGACAGACAUGUUGGACAAUGUUUCCUGCUUCUUCAAGAGGAAGAGGGGCAUUUAGGACAGAUUGGGCAGGAGCUGGAAGCAGCAUUUUUAAAUGUCGAAGACGAGCUGCCACCUGUGGAGGACGAGUCAGACAGUCCCACAGCUGCGUCUGAAGAUCUGGGGGAACUGAGUUUAGAAAAAACUGUGACUACCCAGGUACCCAGUGACGGGAACCCAACUCUUCACAGUCCUCAUGAUGAUGAUGAUGUCAGGGAACUGAGUUUAGAAAAAACAAAGACAAAUUCAGAAGAGGAGCAUAAAGAAAAGUAUGAAUGCUUCCUAGAUGAGUUCCAGUAUUUAGAAGCUGGGAAUCAGAGUUUAGAAGAACAGAAGAUGGACUCUCAAGAGAACGAAAAAGAUUCAGCCCAGAUUCAUCAGGAGGCGCAAACUCUGGCUGACCAUGUCUUGGGAACUGGAUACCUGUUAGGUACCCAGUACCUUGGUACCCAGCAAUGGGUUAGAGGGCACUUGUUACUUGGUACCCGAUACAGGGGCCCUGGCUACGCAGUAUGUCCUCAUAAUGAUGAAACACAAAUGAUUGAACUAAGGGAAGAAAUGCAGAAAGCAUAUUUAAACGUCGAAGACGAGCAGCCACCUGUGGAGGACGAGUCAGACAGUCCCACAGCUGUGUCUGAAGAUCUGGGGGAGCUGAAUUUAGAAAAAACAGUGACUACCCAGGUAACCAGUGACGGGAACCCAACUGUUCCCAGUCUUCAUGAUGAUAAUGACGAGCUUCCAGAGAACCCCGGGCCUGCCCAUGAGAGCGCUGAAGAAGACUGGGAAGCUGAAGAGCCAACGCCUUCUACAUCUGGCCUAGGAUCCAGCUGGGACUAAUCCGACUUCUACUAGAGACGUCUUCUUCCAGAACACCAAUGAAGAUCAGAAAAGCAUAUAAAAGUGAAGUAGGGAGCUUGGCAUGGGUUUAGAUUUUUUUAAACUAGGAAACAGAGAAUUUGAAUCAGGAAAACGUAAAAUUUUCAGAGAGAAGAAACUGAAUGGGUGAGAGAGUAGAUGCUGCAAACCUGCAGGAACAGGAUUGCAGGCAGAGGAAAUAAUACGAGCAGCCAAUCUAAAUUUAGUAAGUAGUAACACACAGUAACACGAGGGAUUAAACAAAGGCUCAAAGUUUAGAAGAGCAGAAAAUUAACCUGUAGUUCUUCAAGAGCUUCUGCAGGAGGAAAUAGGAAUGGGUUAAAGAUUUUAGCUCUAACAAUUACGCUUAUCAGAGCUUCUAGUUUCCGUAGACUAAGAGUCAAUACCUUAGAUGGGUUGGCUCUUGAUUUAAAAUGCCACUACAUUAGAGAGUAUUUACACUAUGUGUCUAGGAUGUAGAUUCUUCCACCACCAGGUACUAAAAUACAAACGAAGAAAAAAAAACGCAGCACAGGUUACAUCUCAACCGAUCAAAUCAUUUCUGUGUCUUCCGUGUGCUGCGUGGGGGUUUUCUCUGGGUGCUCCAGUUCACCCCCAACACAAAAUCCUAAAAUCCUGACACGUUAAGCCUAAUUUAUACUUCUCCGUCAUCGCCACGAGGGAGAGGUAUGCUCGCACGGAUGGAGACAAUUUGCCCUCAGACUUCUCCGUCUCCUGGGGAGUGUUGCAAAGCAAUUCCCCGCUAGGACAUUUAACCCUGAAAAUAAGUGGGGCCGACUGGAGCUAUCCGAGCAAGGCCGACCAGGUACAGAUGGGAAUGGCCCAUAAGAGUCAAUACCUUAGAUGGGUUGGCUGUUGAUUUAAAAUGCCACUACAUUAGAGAAUUUUUACACUAUGUGUCUAGGAUGUAGCUUCUUCCACCACCAGAUACUAAAAUACAAACGAAAAAAUUACCAAAAAAAACACAGCACAGGUGACAUCUCAACCGAUCUAAUCAUUUCUGUGUCUUCCGUGUGCUGCGUGGGGGUUUUCUCUGGGUGCUCCAGUUCACCCCCAACCCCAAAUCCUAAACUCCUGACACGUUAAGCCUAAUUUAUACUUCUCCGUCAUCGCCACGAGGGAGAGGUAUGCUCGCACGGAUGGAGACAAUUUGCCCUCAGACUUCUCCGUCUCCUGGGGAGUGUUGCAAAGCAAUUCCCCGCUAGGACAUUUAACCGUCUCAGGCUCAAAAUAAGUGGGGCCGACUGGAGCUAUCCGAGCAAGGCCGACCAGGUACAGAUGGGAAUGGCCCAUAAGAGUCAAUACCUUAGAUGGGUUGGCUCUUGAUUUAAAAUGCCACUACAUUAGGGUUGUAGCGAAGCCUCGACGAAGUCGACGGCUCGAUUCUAAAAAUUUGUCGACGUCAGAUCCAGAAGUCGACGCACCGCGCCCACUUGUUGCAUCCCCAGGAGUUUGUAAAUAGAGGAGGAAUCUGCCCGUUUUUCCUCUAGUUCGCCCUCUUCUCCGCCUUCACUAACAUCUCCGCCAAAUACCGAAGACACGGAACAACGUCCGUCCACUACUAGAUUAUUUUCCUGUUUUGCCCCUUCGUCUCCUGGCAACGGACAACAACUUCCGGGGUCAGAUGCGCUGCUUCGUGUCUAUCGCAGAUGUAGAAAAUCACCGGGAGCGCUUCUCCCUUCAUUAAGCGUUGGGAUAAGCUGUUACGUUUUGGUUUAGAGUUCAUCUUUUUUGUGGUGUAGAUCUCCCUUUUAUUACAUUUAGAGUGUUGUGGGUUUUCGGUUUAGUGUAAAAUAUCACCUGAGUUUGGUUUAACCCGUAACACCACUCGCCUCACGCACAUAAGUGACCAAAACAAAGCAGCAUGGAGACACUCCAUCUUCUACCACCUCUCAGGCAGCAGCCUGCACUCCCAAGUUCUACACGUCACCAGAACAUAACCAACCGCAACACAAUAAAAGCAGUGUUAUACAGAAUGGAAGGCCUGUAGUGUUUAUUCUCUUACAGUAAGAAUUUAUCAAUUUUUUUGAGGAAUUUAUUUGAGAUUUUCUGGUUUUUGUUAAUUGAGCAAUAGAAAAAUAAUCAUUAGAUUAAUUUUCUAUUAUUUUUCUAAAUAGUCAUUAGAAUAGUCGACUAUUCGAUAAAAUAAUCGUCAGAAUAAUCGUUUUAAAAAUAAUCGUUUACCCCCAGCCCUACACUACAUUAGAGAAUUUUUACACUAUGUGUCUAGGAUGUAGCUUCUUCCACCACCAGAUACUAAAAUACAAACGAAAAAAUUACCACAAAAAAAAUGCAGCACAGGUGACAUCUCAACCGAUCUAACCAUUUCUGUGUCUCCGUGUGAUGCGUGGGGGUUUUCUCUGGGUGCUCCAGUUCACCCCCAACCCAAAAUCCUAAAAUCCUGACACGUUAAGCCUAAUUUAUACUUCUCCGUCAUCGCCACGAGGGAGAGGCACGCUCGCAAGGACGGAGAAAAUUUGCCCUCAGACUUCUUUGUCUCCAGGGGAGUGUUGCAAAGCAAUUCCCCGCUAGGACAUUUAACCCUCUCAGGCUCAAAAUAAGUUUUGAUAAAAG